AUGGAAGCCACUGAGGACUUUUCUGGGGGUGCUGGGAUUCCCCAGUGCCGGUUGAAGCUGGUCUUCAACAAGGAGAAGAAGCCUGCGGCAUCGUCCACCCCGGAGGUGGUGCCCGCUCAACCCGUCGCUGCGGCGGCUCGGAUCAGCCGGACUGGUCGAGUCAUCAAAGCCCCGACGGCUUUCACACCGGCGCCCGCUGCUGCUGGCAGCGGCGGAAAACGCCGAAGUGGUGGUAGGAAAACCACCAGCGUCAAUUGCGCGGAGUGCGGACGUGGGCACAGCCCCAGCAACAAUCCGAUCGUCUUCUGCGACGGGUGCGAGUCCGCGUGGCACAAGCAUUGCCACGACCCGCAAAUUCCAGAGGCCGCCAUCGUGAAUCUGGAAACCGUAUGGAAGUGCAGCAACUGCGAGCCUUCCCAGCGCCGCUCGGCAGUCAAGGCCAAGCCAGUCAAGACGAAGCCGGCCAAGGCGAAGAAGCCUGCUUCCAAGGCCGUUCCUGCUCCCACGGUUGCUCCCAAGCUGGAGCCCGAGCUGCGGCCCGCGGCAUCGAUCGAGGUUGCUGGCGACCCGUUCACGGACUACGAGAAGCGCGCCUGGCUCUCCACCCUGGCUCAUUCCACGCUUGUCGAUAUGCUUGUCGACAUUUCCACCAAGAAUCCGUUCGUGCCAAUCUUCCCUGCCAACAUGAAAGAGUUGCCCGCCUCGCAAUUCACUGUUCCUCCGGUCCAGGCAUCGAGUGCUGAAUUUGCAUCUCCUUCAAGGAAGCGCACAUACGACGAAUUUGCCUAUGCCAACAAAUCGUGUGGACCUGAUUCCCCAGGGCCCAAGAGAGCUCGCACCAAGUCGGCUCCGGCCGCUCCUGUCGCGACUCUCUUCACGGGCAAGCCCAGUCGCCAUUGGUCCAUCGAUGAUCCCAUCGAUGAUGGUUAUUUCUUUGCGCCUUUGAGCAACGGGCAUGUCAUGCGAGUCCCCCACACUUCGCUCACGCCUGCCCUGUCCCCGGACGCUCCGAGCCCCUUCGAAACCGAGCCAUUGACCGACAGCGAAGGGGAUGAUAUCCCCUUCGACGAUCACCGGGUCUACCCUAAGCCUGGAAACGGAUUCAUCCUUCCUUCUAAUCCCAUGGAUCUUGACAUCCUCCUGGAGGACCCCGAAUCGAAGACCUUCAGCCACGACCUGCACAGCGCGGUCAAAGCUGCCACGAAGACAGUUGCUGGGAGAUAG
Penicillium cinerascens is the source of this 1224-nucleotide messenger RNA. RefSeq lists its product as uncharacterized. Bases 1 to 1224 code for a protein of 407 amino acids. Gene Ontology annotation, molecular function: chromatin binding; DNA binding. Gene Ontology annotation, biological process: regulation of DNA-templated transcription; chromatin organization. The transcript is spliced from 2 exons. Gene Ontology annotation, cellular component: nucleus. NCBI's taxonomy places the organism in Eukaryota, Fungi, Ascomycota, Eurotiomycetes, Eurotiales, Aspergillaceae. The record is from RefSeq and is a predicted model, not a curated record.